AUGAUAUGGACUGCCAGACGAUGAACGACUGCACCAUUACACUGCCCGCUGAAGACGACAAGUGGUUAAAUUUUCAGAACGUAAACCACAAGGAACGAGUGCCCUUUAUCGUCUACGCGGACCUUGAGUGUGUGCUACGGAAGACGCAACAUGAUACAGAGCAAGCGUCGUACACAUAUCAACAACACGAAGUAUUCAGCAUCGGAUACUACGUGCGAUGCUCGUACGACGACGCGUUAUCUACGUAUAGGUUUCGUCGCGAUAAAGAUUGCAUCGCGUGGUUCACGAAACAAAUCGAAGAAUUAGCGCAUAAUGUUAAAACUCGUUUAUCCACUAAUGUCCCCAUGGAAACGUUAUCGAAAGAACAAUUGGAGGCAUACCGUAGCGCGACGCGGUUAUCUGCGAUAAGCCGUUUGCACCAGACGAUACGCGGGUGCGCGAUCAUUGUCACCUGACCGGUCGUUACCGCAGUCCAGCACAUUCUCUUUGUAAUCUAAAUUAUCGAAAUGUAUCAUAUAUGCCAAUUAUUUUUCAUAAUUUAUCUGGAUACGAUUCACAUUUCAUUAUUAAGGAAAUAGCCACUGCGUUCAAAGGGAAGACCGACAUACUCCCCAUCACGAAAGAAAAGUACAUUUCUUUCACAAAACAUGUCAUAGACACAGCCGAUAAAUUAAAUCCACACAAUUACAUAAAACUACGGUUUAUAGAUUCAUAUAAAUUUUUAAAUACUAGUCUCGAAAAAUUGGCAUCGUUUCUA
This is a messenger RNA of Monomorium pharaonis (pharaoh ant), 757 nucleotides long. RefSeq lists its product as uncharacterized. The record is from RefSeq and is a predicted model, not a curated record. NCBI's taxonomy places the organism in Eukaryota, Metazoa, Arthropoda, Insecta, Hymenoptera, Formicidae. The transcript has a single exon. The coding region runs from base 6 to 455 and encodes 149 amino acids.